AUGAUGCUUGAAAUAAGCCAGAAGCUCAAGGAGCCCCCUGCUGUAGCUGUCACUGGAACAUCUACUCCUACGUCAUCAGGACACGCUCCCCCAUCAACGGAAAGCGUGCUUGUUGCUGAUCUCCCCUGCAAAGAAACUGCCGGAGAGGCUCCUUUUGUCAUGCCAAUCAUCAUCAAUUUGGAUCCUCCUCUAAAGGAAAACCCUACACCCCGCCUAAGUGAAGAGAGUGAAAAAUGUUUGGCAAAGAUGGAAGAGCGACUGUGUGCCUUGCAUUGUUAUGAGCUUAAAGGAGCUGAUAGGCUGUCCUCAUACAUCAAGGCGAACUUCCUUGAGAACUUCCAAGAGCCUGAGUUCAUCAGAAAGUAUGACGAAACGGGAUGCCCCAUGACCCACCUUAGGUAUUACGUGAGGAAAAUGGCUCGCUACGCUGAUAAUCAAUACCGGUUUAAUAUCGAGCUCACCCCCACGAGGGAUGAGUUGACCCGUAUUGAGAAGAAGAGGAAUGAGUCAUUUAAGGCCUUUGCGCAAAGGUGGAGGACUGUGGCCUUACAAGUGAAGCCGCCCCUAAAUGAGAGGGAGAUGAGGCAUCUAUUCCUCAAGACAUUACCCCCUGAAUACUUCUAA
Molecule: messenger RNA, 624 nt
Organism: Eucalyptus grandis
Lineage: Eukaryota; Viridiplantae; Streptophyta; Magnoliopsida; Myrtales; Myrtaceae
Exons: 2
Coding region: 1-624 (207 amino acids)
Source: RefSeq, a predicted model, not a curated record